This is a messenger RNA of Melanotaenia boesemani (Boeseman's rainbowfish), 2377 nucleotides long. RefSeq names its product serine threonine kinase 39 (gene stk39). Gene Ontology annotation, biological process: protein phosphorylation. NCBI's taxonomy places the organism in Eukaryota, Metazoa, Chordata, Actinopteri, Atheriniformes, Melanotaeniidae. The record is from RefSeq and is a predicted model, not a curated record. The transcript is spliced from 18 exons. Bases 169 to 1686 code for a protein of 505 amino acids. Gene Ontology annotation, molecular function: protein serine/threonine kinase activity; ATP binding.
CGUUAUUUUCCGGGUUGUGCUCAGUGAGAGUGUCGGCGGUGGUUGUUGUGCUAACAGCUGCCAGCUGACACUUCCACCGAGGAGGUGAGGUCAAACUUGACUGUCUGUCUCUUUGCCCGUCAGUCUGUUACAGAGGCGGCUAACUAGCGCAUCAUCAUCAUCAUCAUCAUGGCGGAUCAAGGCGAAUCUACGGUUCCCGUCCACCACCCGCAACCGACGGUAACUACCAGCUGGCCAAUUACCAGGGAGUCGUACGAGCUGCAGGAAGUCAUAGGCAGCGGGGCCACAGCUGUGGUGCAGGCAGCCCUCUGUACCCCUAGACAGGAGCGCGUGGCCAUAAAGAGAAUCAACCUGGAAAAAUGCCAGACCAGCAUGGAUGAGCUAUUGAAAGAAAUUCAAGCUAUGAGCCAAUGCAACCACCCAAACAUUGUCACAUACUACACCUCCUUUGUAGUGAAGGAUGAACUUUGGCUAGUCAUGAAGCUUCUGAGCGGAGGCUCUAUGUUGGAUAUAAUUAAGCAUGCAAGCAAAGAAGAUGAUAAAAAUCGAGCUUUGGAGGAGCCUAUCAUUGCCACGAUAUUAAAGGAAGUUCUUGAGGGCCUAGACUAUCUGCACAGGAAUGGACAGAUUCACAGGGAUGUGAAAGCUGGGAACAUACUACUGGGAGAAGAUGGGUCUGUUCAGAUUGCAGAUUUUGGAGUAAGUGCAUUCCUAGCUACAGGGGGUGAUAUGACUAGAAACAAAGUCAGAAAGACAUUUGUUGGGACGCCAUGCUGGAUGGCUCCAGAGGUGAUGGAACAGGUUCGAGGCUAUGAUUUUAAAGCAGAUAUAUGGAGCUUUGGAAUUACUGCUAUAGAGUUAGCAACAGGCUCUGCACCCUAUCAUCGCUACCCUCCUAUGAAGGUUUUAAUGCUUACCCUGCAAAAUGAUCCACCCACUCUAGAGACGGGUGUCGAAGACAAGGAAAUGCUAAAAAAAUAUGGCAAAUCAUUUAGAAAAUUAAUAACAAUGUGCCUUCAGAAGGAUCCUGCCAAAAGGCCCACAGCCGCAGAACUUUUGAAGUGUAAAUUCUCCCAAAAGGCCAAGAACAAAGAAUAUCUGGUUGAAAAACUUUUGAGUUGUGCACCAAAGAUUUCUCAAAGAGCGAAGAAGGUAAGGAGAGUUCCAGGCUCCAGUGGCCACUUGCAUAAGACUGUGGAUGGAGACUGGGAGUGGAGUGAUGAUGAACUGGAUGAGGGGAGUGAGGAGGGCAAGGCAGCAGUGAAUCGGGGAAGGUCACGAAGGGUCAAAGAUGAGGCCAAAGAUAAUGAGGAGGAUGCCAACAAUGUCCCUAUAGAAGGCUUGUCUGUUCAGCAUCCCCAGGUGGAACCAUAUGACAAUACACCCUUCAUUCAAGGUGCUGUGAACAUGGUACUACGGCUGAGGAACUCCAAAAAAGAGCUGAAUGACAUCCGGUUUGAGUUUACCCCGGGGCGAGACACUGCUGAUGGCGUCUCCCAGGAACUCUUCUCAGCUGGUCUGGUCAAUGGGCAUGAUGUUGUAAUUGUUGCUGCUAACCUUCAAAAGAUUGUAGAUGACCCAACUACCUACAAAGUAUUGACCUUUAAGCUGGCUUCCAGCUGUGAUGACACUGAGAUCCCGGAUGAAGUGAAGUUGAUCGGCUUUGCACAGCUAAGCGUUAGCUGAUGCUCUCUUCAUGCCUGAAGCAGGUGAGACGGGGUAGACAGUUCAGGGCAGACAGACUGAGGAACACAACACCACCACUCCCUGGAAUCCUUCCCAGCACCCUCCCUAAAAACUCACUCCUCCCCCUCCUCACUCCUUUUUACCUCUCCCAACGCUGAGCUCUGCCACACUGCCCCACCUACACCUCCUUAGCGUCGAACUUCCCUGCUCACUAUCCCCUGACCUUUAACCUUAACAUUCCACCGCCCAGUGCACAGACCAGGAUCAGGAUACAGCCCAGGAACCAAAAGAUGUACUCAGGUGGUGAAAGCAGGUGAUUAAGAUGUAGCUUAUUUAUUUCUUUGUCUUUGUUUUACACUGCUUUACUGCUGUGUUCAGCAAAGUUCUCAUUAGUUAUUGAAAUGAGAAGAUAUAUUUUUUCCUCCCACACUGUUUUGUUGUCACUGUGAAAACAAAUAUGCUUUGACUCACAUCUCGCAAGCACAAGGGCUGGGUGAUACUGCAAAUUUUGGUAUUGAUCAGAUACCAAGUAAAUCCAGGGCAAGUAUCGCAGAUAUCGCUAGUGAUACUUUUUGCUUGAAAUUUCACAAUCAUUUAAUGAUUUUGUCUUUAAUUAUUGAUCAUUAUUAUUAUCAUAACCAAACACAGUACAAAGAUCAUUGUCAAAUAAAAUAAUUUUUAAUAAGAAACU